AUGUUUGACUCCACAAUUAUCACAAAGGUCUCUCUUCUAGCUCUAGCAGUUGGGGCAGCUUCUUUCGAUGAUGCCCCAAUAAAUCACUUGGCAAGACGGAAUUUGCAGCAGCGAAAUGUUGAUCUCAACGUCACAACUUGGAAGCCUGUUUCCUCUACGACUUCACGUACUGUCUCGAAGUCUUCACAUGCGAUGAGUCUUCAGAAGAUCAAAACAGGUCGUGCCAAUCCCCGUAGUGCGGCAUAUCUCUUGGGCUUGACUAGUAGAGCGACAAGUUCGGGAAGCAGCGUACUGACCUCUCUCGCUGAAGGCGAGGAAUAUGCCACAUCAAUUACUUUUGGCACCCAGACCUUUGAUGUUAUUGUCGAUACUGGAUCCAGUGAUACGUGGGUGGUCAAGGAAGGGUUCGAGUGUCUUGAUCUCGAUACUGGUAAGAAAGUGUCAACGUCUGAAUGUGAAUUUGGCUCGACAUACACUGUCGACAGUACAUUUUCGAAGAUCUCCGGUGAGGAGUUCGAAAUCGAGUAUGGAGAUGGUGAAUAUCUUUAUGGAUACAUGGGUACCGAGACUGUCAGUCUUGCCGACGUUACUGUCAAGCAGGAGGUGGCCGUUGUGACUGAGGCAGCAUGGGAAGGUGAUGGUACAACCUCUGGCUUAACUGGGCUGGCAUACCCUGCUUUGACAAGUGCCUAUUCCACCAAGACGGGGGACCAAGAGGAAUACAACCCCAUCUUCACCACCAUGUACGAGGAUGGCCUGAUCGAUUCAUAUUUCAGCCUCGCUAUUCUCCGUGAUGUUUCCGGCGAUGCAGGCUAUCUUACCCUGGGCGGCUUGCCUCCAAUCGAUUUCAACGAGACUUUCGCAACUACCGAUAUCCUGAUCACAUCAAUUGAUGGAUAUCCGAAGACGUAUGAUUUUUAUACAAUCAAUAUCGAUGCGGUCACUGUGGCUGGCAAGAGCGUUUCCGGUUCAGGGGGCUCUGACAUCCAAUAUAUUGUCGACUCUGGAACCACUUUGAACUAUUACCCUACUAGUAUUGCCAACGCCGUGAACGAUGCCUUUGAUCCCGCCGCCACAUACAGCUCUGAUGAAGGCGCCUACAUUGUAGACUGCGACGCAACUCCCCCGACUCACGGUAUUACCAUUAGCGGCACUACAUUCACAAUCAAUCCGCUUGACAUGAUCUUGUAUAUUGGUACCGAUGACGAUGGAAAUGCUGUUUGCAUCUCAGGUAUUUCCGACGGAGGAGAUGAUAGUUCUGAGGAUUUGUACAUUCUGGGCGAUACGUUCCAGAAAAAUGUGGUGACGGUAUUUGACGUUGGUGCUGUCGAGAUGAAGUUUGCUCCCAAUGAGGACUAUACUUCUAAUGACACGUAUUAG
Penicillium macrosclerotiorum is the source of this 1380-nucleotide messenger RNA. RefSeq lists its product as uncharacterized. The transcript is spliced from 3 exons. Gene Ontology annotation, molecular function: aspartic-type endopeptidase activity. NCBI's taxonomy places the organism in Eukaryota, Fungi, Ascomycota, Eurotiomycetes, Eurotiales, Aspergillaceae. The record is from RefSeq and is a predicted model, not a curated record. The coding region runs from base 1 to 1380 and encodes 459 amino acids. Gene Ontology annotation, biological process: proteolysis. Gene Ontology annotation, cellular component: fungal-type vacuole.